Piliocolobus tephrosceles (Ugandan red Colobus) is the source of this 3999-nucleotide messenger RNA. RefSeq names its product solute carrier family 8 member A1 (gene SLC8A1). Bases 223 to 3027 code for a protein of 934 amino acids. Gene Ontology annotation, biological process: calcium ion import across plasma membrane; cell communication; sodium ion transmembrane transport. Gene Ontology annotation, molecular function: calcium:sodium antiporter activity. The record is from RefSeq and is a predicted model, not a curated record. The transcript is spliced from 8 exons. Gene Ontology annotation, cellular component: postsynapse; axon; sarcolemma. NCBI's taxonomy places the organism in Eukaryota, Metazoa, Chordata, Mammalia, Primates, Cercopithecidae.
CCGCCGCCGCCGCUCCCGCUCGCGCCGGCGCUGCACGGGAGUCAGCCUACCGCCGCCGCCUGCUUUGUGCUUCCCACAGAAGAUGGGAGCGACCUCUUCCUGAUCGGGAGCUGUUUAAAACGAGGGAGUGCGCCGUAUUUCCUACUAGCGUGGAGGAACGGAGGAAGAAUCCAUUCACACUCCCCAAACCAGGUUGUGACAGUUGGAAGUGUCGUGUACAACAUGCGGCGAUUAAGUCUUUCACCCACCUUUUCAAUGGGAUUUCAUCUGUUAGUUAUUGUGGCUCUCUUAUUUUCCCAUGUGGACUAUGUAAUUGCCGAGACAGAAAUGGAAGGAGAAGGAAAUGAAACUGGUGAAUGCACUGGCUCAUAUUACUGUAAGAAAGGGGUAAUUUUGCCCAUUUGGGAACCCCAAGACCCUUCUUUUGGGGACAAAAUUGCUAGAGCUACUGUGUAUUUUGUGGCCAUGGUCUACAUGUUUCUUGGAGUCUCUAUCAUAGCUGAUCGGUUCAUGUCCUCUAUAGAAGUCAUAACAUCUCAAGAAAAAGAAAUAACCAUAAAGAAACCCAAUGGAGAGACCACCAAGACAACUGUGAGGAUCUGGAAUGAGACAGUUUCUAACCUGACCUUGAUGGCCCUGGGAUCUUCUGCUCCUGAGAUUCUCCUUUCAGUAAUUGAAGUGUGCGGCCAUAACUUCACUGCAGGAGACCUUGGUCCUAGCACCAUCGUGGGAAGUGCUGCAUUCAAUAUGUUCAUCAUUAUUGCACUCUGUGUUUACGUGGUCCCUGACGGAGAGACAAGGAAGAUUAAGCAUUUGCGUGUGUUCUUUGUGACAGCAGCCUGGAGCAUCUUUGCCUACACCUGGCUUUACAUUAUUUUGUCUGUCAUCUCUCCUGGCGUUGUGGAGGUCUGGGAAGGUUUGCUUACUUUCUUCUUCUUUCCCAUCUGUGUUGUGUUCGCUUGGGUGGCGGAUAGAAGACUUCUGUUUUACAAGUAUGUCUACAAGAGGUAUCGAGCUGGCAAGCAGAGGGGGAUGAUUAUUGAACAUGAAGGAGACAGGCCAUCUUCCAAGACUGAAAUUGAAAUGGAUGGGAAAGUGGUCAAUUCUCAUGUUGAAAAUUUCUUAGAUGGUGCUCUGGUUCUGGAGGUGGAUGAGAGGGACCAAGAUGAUGAAGAAGCUAGGCGAGAAAUGGCUAGGAUUCUGAAGGAACUUAAGCAGAAGCAUCCAGAGAAAGAAAUAGAGCAAUUAAUAGAAUUAGCUAACUACCAAGUCCUAAGUCAGCAGCAAAAAAGUAGAGCAUUUUACCGCAUUCAAGCUACUCGCCUGAUGACUGGAGCUGGCAAUAUUUUAAAGAGGCAUGCAGCUGACCAAGCAAGGAAAGCUGUCAGCAUGCACGAGGUCAACACUGAAGUGACUGAAAAUGACCCCGUUAGUAAAAUCUUCUUUGAACAAGGGACAUAUCAGUGUCUGGAGAACUGUGGUACUGUGGCCCUUACCAUUAUCCGCAGAGGUGGUGAUUUGACCAACACUGUGUUUGUUGACUUCAGAACAGAGGAUGGCACAGCAAAUGCUGGGUCUGAUUAUGAAUUUACUGAAGGAACUGUGGUGUUUAAGCCUGGUGAGACCCAGAAGGAAAUCAGAGUGGGUAUCAUAGAUGAUGAUAUAUUUGAGGAGGAUGAAAAUUUCCUUGUGCAUCUCAGCAAUGUCAAAGUAUCUUCUGAAGCUUCAGAAGAUGGCAUACUCGAAGCCAAUCAUGUUUCUACACUUGCUUGCCUCGGAUCUCCCUCCACUGCCACUGUAACUAUUUUUGAUGAUGACCACGCAGGCAUUUUUACUUUUGAGGAACCUGUGACUCAUGUGAGUGAGAGCAUUGGCAUCAUGGAGGUGAAAGUAUUGAGAACAUCUGGAGCUCGAGGAAAUGUUAUCGUUCCAUAUAAAACCAUCGAAGGGACUGCCAGAGGUGGAGGGGAGGAUUUUGAGGACACUUGUGGAGAGCUCGAAUUCCAGAAUGAUGAAAUUGUGAAGAUCAUUACCAUUAGAAUAUUUGACCGUGAGGAAUAUGAGAAAGAGUGCAGUUUCUCCCUUGUGCUUGAGGAACCAAAAUGGAUAAGAAGAGGAAUGAAAGGUGGCUUCACAAUAACAGAUGAAUAUGAUGACAAGCAGCCACUGACCAGCAAAGAGGAAGAGGAGAGACGCAUUGCAGAAAUGGGACGCCCCAUCCUGGGAGAGCACACCAAGUUGGAAGUGAUUAUUGAAGAAUCCUAUGAAUUCAAGAGUACUGUGGACAAACUCAUUAAGAAGACAAACCUGGCCCUUGUGGUUGGGACAAACAGCUGGAGAGAACAGUUCAUUGAAGCUAUCACUGUCAGUGCUGGGGAAGAUGACGACGACGAUGAAUGUGGGGAAGAGAAGCUGCCCUCCUGUUUUGAUUACGUGAUGCACUUUCUGACUGUGUUCUGGAAAGUCCUCUUUGCCUUCGUCCCCCCUACUGAAUACUGGAAUGGCUGGGCGUGUUUCAUUGUCUCCAUCCUCAUGAUUGGCCUACUGACAGCUUUCAUUGGAGACCUGGCUUCCCACUUCGGCUGCACCAUUGGCCUGAAAGAUUCUGUGACUGCAGUCGUGUUCGUCGCACUUGGAACAUCAGUGCCAGACACAUUUGCCAGCAAAGUGGCAGCCACCCAGGACCAGUAUGCAGAUGCCUCCAUAGGUAACGUCACAGGCAGCAACGCAGUGAACGUCUUCCUGGGAAUCGGUGUGGCCUGGUCCAUCGCUGCCAUCUACCAUGCAGCCAAUGGGGAACAGUUCAAAGUGUCCCCUGGCACGCUAGCUUUCUCUGUCACUCUCUUCACCAUUUUUGCUUUCAUCAAUGUGGGGGUGCUGCUGUAUCGGCGGAGGCCAGAAAUCGGAGGUGAGCUGGGUGGGCCCCGGACUGCCAAGCUCCUCACAUCUUGCCUCUUUGUGCUCCUAUGGCUCUUGUACAUUUUCUUCUCCUCCCUGGAGGCCUACUGCCACAUAAAAGGCUUCUAAAGGAACUAUCAGAUAUAGAAAAUUUAUAUAUAUAUACAUAUAUAUACAUAAAAAUUAUGUAUAACGGACAGAGGAAACUGACAUUUGUCAUGUUCACUUACCUGCUGAUGGAAUCCAGCUUCAAGAGUAUACUCUGUACUAGGGCCGAAGUCAAAAACCAUCACCUCCCACUCCCAGGGGCAUCAUCAUGUUGAACAAGGCAUGGAGGCAGGGCCAUCUUUGCAGCUCGGUCUAGAAGGGCUGCACUCUCUCCAGGUUCAUAAAUCCUUCAGGCUUUGAUUUGUUUUCUUGUUUUUGAUUUUGUUUUCAGUGGGGCUGGGGAGGUAGUUAAUGUUUGGCUUUAUUUUUGUUAUUUUGUUUUGUUUUGUUUCGUUGGGAGAGUCAGGGUUGUUGCUUUUCUUUGUGGGAAGUGAAACCAUCCAAAUGUAAAUGGGUUUUGGUAAAAAUUUAAAUCAUUAAUAUUCUCCCUCACCUCCCCCAAUCACUUUAAAACUUAUUUUGGAUUAAGAAAAAAAUCUGGGCAUGGAAGAAGAAAGAAGCAUGUCUUCAUUGUAUUACCAAAGUUCAUGCUUAUCUCCGGAAUGUGAGCAGAGGUGAAACUGCCUCCAAGAAGAAGCAUGAGAGUGGAAUGGAGCCAGGAAAUCUGAUGGUUCUCGAUAUAGUCUGGUAUUUAAAGAUGUGAUACCCGGCACUCUCGUUUAACAGGUACAAGGAAAAUGUGCCUAGAUUCCCAGAAACAUUCAAAAUCCUUUCUUUCUUAUCUCAUUAGCUCUGGACUGUGAUUAGCAAGGUCCUUCAUCUAGCAUCCAGCCCAGCUAAGCCCCCAGGUGCCCUAUCCCAACCCUGUUCCUUCUGUCCACCUGCCAUCCCCUAUGCAAACAGUAAGAAUAACCCCAUUCAAAAAACACAUCAUCAUUUUCCAUUUGCAUUAAUAUGUGUCCCAGUCCCAUGUUGCUGUUGCUUGGGAUUGUC